Hydra vulgaris (swiftwater hydra) is the source of this 1315-nucleotide messenger RNA. Its product is annotated as carbonic anhydrase 2. NCBI's taxonomy places the organism in Eukaryota, Metazoa, Cnidaria, Hydrozoa, Anthoathecata, Hydridae. The record is from RefSeq and is a predicted model, not a curated record. Gene Ontology annotation, molecular function: carbonate dehydratase activity; zinc ion binding. Gene Ontology annotation, biological process: one-carbon metabolic process.
AUAAGAAAAAAGAACUUGAAGAAUAAGAAGAACAGAUCAUUUGCUUUAAGCAUAAGAAGAAAAGAAAAAUUAAAGAGAACUCAUUUUACUAAAAACCUUGGUUCAACGUUUUUAAACAUUUAGUUCCACAAAAAAAACUAACAUUUGCGUGAUCAUGCGUCGACUGCUUUUGUUGGCAACUUUAAGUCAUUUUUUCACAGCAACAUUUGCAGGAGUAAGUUCGCACUCUGAUGAUUGGGCGUACAACUCUGAUACAGAAGGUCCGCAGUUUUGGGCAUAUGCUCACCCGCUAUGUAAUGGAACAAGACAAUCUCCGAUAAACAUUAUUAUGAAAGAGACAAUAUAUAAUGAAACACUUACUCCAUUAGUUCCCCUAAACUAUUCAACAGUCUUCAAUGAUGCAAAAUAUUAUUUAGCUAAUAAUGGUCACACAGUCAACCUAGGAAUAGAAAUGGGUACCAGGGUACCAAUUGGUCUUAUAUGGAAAGGAAAACAAUACUACUAUCAUGAAUUGCAUUUUCAUUGGGGCGAAAAUGAUCAACAUGGAUCAGAACAUUAUUUUAACAAUCAGUCGUAUGCACUUGAAGUACAUAUUGUUCAUUACCUGAAUGAUUAUGGAGAUUUUGACCGUGCCCUUAACUACAGCGAUGGAAUACUUGUUUGGAGCAGUGUUUUUCAGACAAGCAAUUCAAGCGAGACAUCCAAUACUCUACUUCAAGACGUGUUCAACAAUAUUGAUAAAAUAAUUAAUGCUGAAAACAAAACUUACAUUAAACCUUUGCCACUUUCAUCAUUUGUGUCAGAAAAUUCAACUGGAAGUUAUUAUCACUAUGAAGGAUCUUUAACUUCACCAGAUUGUACUGAAUCUGUCAUGUGGAUUGUUAAUCACAAAAUGAUUAGUGUUUCAUCAGAUCAGCUUCUUUCUUUUCGAUUGUUGAAAGGUCGCUUACAUAACACAAGCAAUUCUGUUUGGUUGGAGAAUUUAACAAACACUGACCGACCGACUCAGCCCAUAAACGGAAGAAAAGUGUUUACAAGUGUUCUCAAUUACCCUAACUCUAAUUUUUUUAACAAGAACAUUACAUCGGGAAAUAACUCAACAUCUUAUUUAACUCCUAUUCUCGAAAAUACCCAGAAUGCAACCCAGAAUACAACUUAUUUAUCCAAAACCUACAAAAACUCAGCUUUCUUAACCGGAACUGCAUCAAACCUUUUUAUUUUAUGUUUUAUAUUAGUUAUUGAUUGUUUUUAUUAAAUAUUGCAUUUUAACUUUAGUUUUGUAAUUGUUAUCUAAAAUAUAUAUUUUUAGUUAAAA